CAGCGGCGGGCUGGAAGGGGGUCCAACCCGCUAGUGUGGGGCCGCCGUUGCUUGUGAUCUGGCCGUAUCGCCGCCGCGCUCGUCUGUGCCGUUGCCGCCGCCGCUAACUGCCUCGCGUUGUCGUCACCACAGCCACCAAUAACACCAACCACCACCACCACCACCGCUACUACCAUCCUUUGCGCUCUUUCAUCAUGUGGAAAGAGAGGGACCGCCUCCAUGACGACCUUUACUCUUAAAAAAAGAAAAAAAGAAAAAAAAGCAGAAGAGGAAGAAGAAAAAAUAAUGAAAGGCAAUCCAGUUUCCUUCCCCUAAGUUUAAGUCUGUUUGAACUUACGCUGCUUCCAUUUACUUGACGGACCAAUGUGACACUGGAAGAUCUCUGGAAACGGCUGGAAAAUUAUUGGGACUUUUUUUUUCGUUUCUCUGUGGUUUCAUUCUCGCUUCACGCUCCUCCUCCUCCUCCUCCUCCUCCUCGCCGUUAGGUUCAGAUUUCAUAAAGGUAAUUAGCAGAGGACUCCUCCCACGGGUAAUUAACAUAUCAAACAAAGACGUCUAAGAAUAAAAAAAAAGAAAAGAAAAAUGAUUGUCCUGCAGUUCAAAAGCACCGGCACAACUAAAUGAAAAGGAAGAAUCUUUCCUCCAGGCAAUUGAGGCCUCCCUUGAGACCACCGAAACCAGGAGAAAGGGGGGAGGAAAAGAGAAGGAAAAGAGGAAAGCGGAGGAAAGUGAGAGAGUGUGUGUAGCAGCAGCAGUGAAGUUCAGUCGGGAAAAAGACAGAGCACUGAGAAGGCGGCGCCGAAUGUGAAGCAGAAACGGGAAAGAAAUACACGGUUUCAAAUCACUUCUGAAAAUCCCCCACCACCCCACCCCACCCCGUAAUACCAAGACACCCCCUCCCCCAUUCUCACUUUGGCGCACCUAGCACUCGUUCCGGUAUGUGCCCCCUCAGGCUUACGGUUCGGUAUGCAUCGGCAGAGGAAGUCAAUAGAAUAUAUAAUGUAAUACUAUGUCCUCCUCAACAACUUCGAUGUGACAUUUGCGUGUAGUGUCUUUGCAACUCACACAGCUUCGUAUUUAUACUAUGUUCAGCGCACAAAUGAUGUCUAGGUGUAUAGUUAUUCCGCGUCUGUGUUUACUAAGCAAGUGGAAGCCUUUAACGAGUAGCAGCAGUGUGAUAUAAAUGAACGAACUUGUGUUGUCUGUCGUGUUUCAGGUUCUCUUAGCAGAGAUUUUCUGCCACCAAGAAAAUUGCCCCGCAACAACAGUCAAGUUCCGCGUGUUUUUGUAGCUGUCUUUUCCUUGAUGUCAGCACGGCAAGAUAAAAGAAGACAGAAGGAAAGAAAAAAUUAGACAUUAGAAAAAAAAAAACCCGCGUGUUCUAAAGAUUCCUGUGGAAAACUUCUGUGAGUUUCAUUCAUUUAGAUACGUAAAACUAAGACUUAAGAAAAUUCCGGACGCAAAAUCGUAGUCGAAACCGAGUGGAAGGAAGACAGAUAAGACCCAUCAACCUUCAGCCGGGAGAAAGUGUUAUAUCUAAAGUUUCCCAGAAAGAUUGUCUAUUUUUCGAAAAGUAUUUUGGAAGAUUUAUUCUUUACCCCUGUUCUAUUCUCUAUCUCUCUCUCUUUCUCUCGCUCUUUCUCUCUAUUCUUCGCUCGAUUCCUCCAUUACCUCUCUGAUAUCUUGUCCUAUCCUUUAUAACCUUCUCACCCUCCCGGAGGGCACAAACUUUUUACCUUAAAGGCCAUUUGCUGACAGCCGUAGGGCAAAAGCCUAGCUCCUUAUGAAGUUUCAGGACCUUUGCUCAAGAAAUUAUUGUUAUUUGCUCAGAGAGUUUUUAAGUUUCGGGACCAUUUGGGGUUUGGUUGGCGGAAGGACCCAGGGAGGAAAAUAGGAUGUCAUUUCCGUCACUGACCUGAGAAGAAUCUGAUUUCAGUGGGAAACAAGAAAUUUGCAAGCCACGCCAAAAGACUCGAGAAUAAUUUAGUGAUGAAAGUCAUUAGUGUGUCUCGAAAGCUAGGAAGUUCUGAAAUGUAACUUUUAUGAAAACAAGAGACAAAACAAAACAGCGUAUCGAGCCACCGCCUCCCGGAUCAACAACCAAAGAGCGGAUGGUAUAAGGACGCUAACCCUUUAACGUUACCUUUCAAGGAUCACUUACCAUGAGCCAUAACUAACUCUGUAUCUGAGCUGAGACAGAGAAGAGAAUGUAAUCCACAGAUAAGUCACAUCCUGAUUGCAAUAGAACGAAUUAAACACGAGACUUUUCUUCGUCUCUCUUUCCCUUCCAUUCCGUGGGUGGCACAAAAUUUGACCUGAGCCCUCAGCCUCCCCGAAGGAAAUCCAUCACAUCCAUCUAGCGCCCGUCCCAAAAAGGACUCUGCCCCAAAAUUGUCCUCCUUUCCGAGGCAAUAUGACGGGGUGGGGAAGAGGAGUGGAUUGAAGCACUUUGUGGGCGUGAGUAGGAAUUCCUGGGGCGUGGUUCGAAAGCCACUAGUGCCAUGGGGAUGGGCGUGAUAGGCAAGGGCGGCUCCUGGCUACCCUGCCUAGCACUCCUCCUCGUCGUCAUUUAUCCAACCAUUACUCACGCCCGAAGCAAAAAGGUCGAUGUCUACGUGGCUGGAUUUUUCCCGGUGGGGAAGGGCCCCAGGUCAUCGCUGGGACGAGGGGUGAUGCCAGCACUCAAAUUGGCCAUUAAACAUGUAAAUGAUCACCCAACGGUUCUUCGGAACUACAAGCUUCAUGUGGUCUGGAAUGAUACUCAGUGCAACACGGCAGUGGGUACCAAGUCCUUCUUCGAUAUGAUGGACCGCCUUCCCAGGAAGGUUAUGCUUUUCGGCGCUGCCUGCACUCACGUCACCGACCCCAUUGCUAAGGCUGCAAAGCACUGGCACAUCGUGCAGUUAUCGUACGCCGACACCCAUCCGAUGUUCUCAGCCAGCAAAUACCCGAAUUUCUUUCGGAUGGCCCCAUCGGAUAAAGAUUUCAAUAUGCCGCGUAUCCACUUGUUACAGAAGUUCAACUGGACCAGAGUGGGAACACUCUUCCAAAACGAGCCUCGUCAUGCCUUGGCCCACAACCAUUUGGCUUCAUUAUUGGACCUCUACAAAUUCGAGAUGGCCGAGACACAAAGUUUCACGGACGAAUUCAAGGACCAAAUGAAAAAACUUCUAGAUAAGGACGUUCGGAUAAUCUUAGGCUAUUUCGACGAGAUGUGGGCGCGGAGAAUAUUUUGCGAAGCUUUUAGAAAAGGCAUGUACGGCGCCAACUACCAGUGGAUUAUAUCAGGAAUGUACCGGGAGGAAUGGUGGACCCUGAGAGGCAACGGCGACGACGACGACGAAGUCGAUGACGUCAUCGACAUGAAAGACGAGCCAGAGGAGUCCGGCGGAGGCGGCUGCGCCGUCGAGGACAUCAUGGUUGCCCUCGAGGGAUGCAUCAUGACGGACCUUCUGCCACUCGCCACCUCCCCGACCAAAACUGUCUCUGGAAAGAACAUCAGCGAAUACAGAAAGUCCUACAACCAGAAACGCCAGGAAGAGUACUCGAGAUUCCACGGCUUCACCUACGACGGAGUCUGGGCCAUGGCCUUGGCCAUCCAGGCCGUCGGACAUAAACUCCACCUUCAGAAUCGAUUAAAUGGGACCAAUACAAGUGUUGUUGAUUUUAUGUAUCGCAGCGCAGAGUGGGAGGAACGCUUUACGUCAGCCCUUUCUGAGGUCAAGUUUGAUGGAGUUACGGGACCCGUCCAAUUCACCAUGGAUAACGCUAGAAAAGGGUUCAUUCUACUAAAGCAAUUUCAAGGCGGCAGAGAGGUGAAAAUAGGCGAAUUCGACGGCAUAGAGGACGUGUUGCUACUAGACAGAGGCCAUCCUAUCUACUGGCGGGGCGACCCUCCCUUGGACCGGACGGUCAAGUCUAUAGAGAAGACCAGCGUCAACAUCAGCAUCUACGCUAUUUUGGUCACCAUCGCAUCUUUAGGCAUUGUGAUGGCGUCCAUAUUCCUUGCCAUCAACAUCAAAUACCGGCAUCAAAGGUACAUCAAGAUGUCGUCGCCAUACCUCAACAACCUGAUUAUCGUGGGCUGCAUCCUGACCUACACGUCAGUGAUCCUGCUGGGCCUUGACUCGGAGCUCACGAGCGAAGCGACCUUCCCUUACAUCUGCACGGCGAGGGCGUGGGUCCUCAUGUGGGGCUUCAGUCUGGCGUUCGGGUCCAUGUUUUCGAAGACCUGGCGCGUCCAUUCGAUUUUCACCGACGUCCAACUCAACAAAAAAGUCAUCAAGGAUUCGCAACUGUUUUUAGUUGUGUUUGUUCUGCUGUGUGUGGACGUCGCCAUAAUGACAACCUGGCAAAUAGUCGACCCGUUCUACCGGGAGACGAAACUUCUCACAGCUUAUAUGCGUGACGACAUCUUGGUCAUUCCCGAAAAUGAGUACUGCAAGAGUUCAAAAAUUUCCGUGUUCAUAGGCUGUAUAUACGCCUAUAAGGGCCUUCUCAUGGUCUUCGGCUGCUUCCUAGCCUGGGAAACCAGGCACGUUAGUAUCCCGGCUCUCAACGACUCCAAAUACAUCGGCUUCAGCGUGUACAAUGUGGUUAUCAUGUGCGUCAUCAGCGCUCCGAUAUCCUACGUCCUCAGCGAUAAACAGGAUGUCUGCUACCUCAUCAUUUCGAUUUUCAUCAUCUUCUGCACCACUGGGACGCUGUGCCUCGUUUUUGUGCCCAAGAUCAUUGAGCUUCGACGAAAUCCUCAGGGUACGAUGGAGAGACCGAAGAUACGGCCUUCCAUGAAGCCCACGAAAAGUGCCGACAGUGAUUCUGACGUAUCCGACCUCCACGAGCAAAUCAAAAAAGCGGAGAGUGACAGACAAGUCUUCAUUCGCACGCUCAGAGAGAGGGAACAAGAGUUACAAAUGCUGAUAGAGCAGUUAGGAGACGAAGCGCUGGCGGAAGUGGAGGGCCACGACUCACGAGUCGGCAGGAGACCAUCGAAACCUAGAUCCAUAGAGAGAAUCAGGAUAGAAGGUGGGCCAAGGACCGGUCCUUCCGUGACGGAGACGACGGAAGCCACCGAGUUGACGUCGCUCUGCUCGGGCACAUCCCAAGAUGCAGAGUACGUACCAGGCCGAAUGCGCGUACCGUGUGUGUCUUCCUCCCUCUCCACCACCACUACUACCACUUCUACCACCACCACUCACCACCACCACCACCUCCACUACCACCAUCUGCCCGCUUCCGGUGUGGCGACGGCUACACUCUCACUAGACCGGUCAGCGCGGCGUGGGGUGACCUUCGCUUCGCCGCUGCAAACGCCCCGAGAGGCCAGCAAGAGUGUCUCCUUCAGGUUAGAAGGCGGAGGGGCCGGAGGGGGAGGUAUAGUAACGUCAACGGCACCUGUUGUGCCUGGAGGAGGGGGAGGAGGAUUGAUAGGACACACUGCUACAGUGGAAACCGUACCUCAGUCACAUAUGAAUACUCAACCACCGCUACCACAGCCGGAGCCAAUGCCGGAGAAAGAAAACGUCCCUUUCACCGGCUACGGCGGCGUUUACGUUCACGACUACGGCGGCACUAUGAUGCAGAAAGAGCAGAACUUGAUGCAGCAGCGACGAGCCAGCAGGACCAGCCUGCAGGGGAUGCGUCGUUACAGCCGGGACGAGAUCGAUGUGGGUCCUCCGCUAGAGGACGCCCCUCCGCCUCCGAAUAUGACGGAGUACAUGGUCAUGCCGCCCGGGGAGCCGCCGGACUAUCGAGUGAGUGCUAAAUCCUCGAGUGUGAGUGGUGGCGAAGUGUGUCCCUACAGAAGGACCAGUCUGAGACACACCGGGAGCGAAAAGUACAGCCAAGUGCCUCGAAAUCUGUACACCCCGCUGAACAAUGAGGAGAGUGGGGAAAAGAUACCUUUAUUAAUAGGGAAAAGAAACAGUGAUAUAAAGAUAAUUAACAACAAAGCUAACUAUCAGACACUCAGUGAAAAGAACAGCAAUGCGCUGGCCAAUAUCUCGGCGGGUUAUAACAUAUCAGGUGAAGCUCCUCCUCCUGCCGGGUUCCAGCUGCUGCAACAGCAUCAUCCUCCCCACCACCAGCAACAGGCCGCCUACACUGCUGCCCUCAGGAGAGCCAGCGAGCCUCCCAAACCUCCCGGACGAGGAUCCUUCCACGCCCACAACAGAUCCUGCGACAACCUUGCCUGUACGUGCUGUGAUGGUCUGCCGCCCGCCCAGGACAUACUUCAGGAUCCCCUCUCUUGUACCUCCGACGCGGCCACCGACAGCGACGUGGACGCCCGCGACCUGAGCAUCGGCGGUCGCGGCCGGUGGGAUUCAGGUGACGAGAGAGAGGGCACGAGAACGAUAUCGAGGGCUCGACUGCGUCGGGACAGUUUCGGGGAAGUGGUUUCGAGGCGAUCGCCUAGCCAAGAAAGUCUGGAGCACGUCCGGGUGUCGUCUCCUAUCAUCCACUUGGACGACCCGACGCCUCCCCCUCCCUCAACUCAUGACCUGCUGGAGGGUCGGUUAUCCCCUGGUCAGGAUAGUUACCCCUACACUCACCUAUCCAGACGAUCGGGUAGCCAGGAUAGUCUUGACCAACAUGAGUCUUCAAGAGGUCGAGUCGCUAGUCAAGAGAGCCUGGGGACCAUGAGCAGCCGAGGUAGUGUCUCUGGCAGCAUCUACAGCGUAACGUCUGCCAGAAGUGAUGCUGCUGUCUCGAGAUGCUCCAGCAAGGAAACUGUGAGGAACCACGCUCCGUUGAUACAGCAGAACCGCUCCUCAGGGCACCACCACUCCUACCACAUGAACGGUGAGAUGAUGAGUGAGACCACUGCUUCCUCUGACGACCUUACUCACCCUCAGAACACCUUGGUGUAUAGAGAGCAAACGAGCCUCCACCGCACCAUUAGCGAACCUUACUAUAACUUCGACGACGACGAAUCCGAGAGUGCUGGGCAACAGCACCUGCAGAUGCUGCAGCAACACGUGCAGCAGCAACAACAGCUUCUGCAGCAGCAACAACAGCAAUUUAGGGGCGGAAGGGCGCGGCUUCCGCCAGUGCGGACGCCAUCCUAUGACAAUUCCUACGACACCUCCUCCCUGGGAGAAUUCAGUACCCAGUCUCUCAGAGGCCGGUCCCAUUCCAUUGGGCGUCCCUCUCGAGGGGCCACUACGACGUCCGUAGCUGCCGCCAUCGCCGCAGCGCGCAAGAACGCUUCAGACAACGCGCUGGACCACGACACUUCCAUACUGCCUAUCUUCCAGAAACUCCUGCGAGAGAGACACCAAGGUUAUCACGGAGGCCGAGACUUUACCAUGUCUUCGUGUCCGAAUAUUACUAUAAAAUGCGAUAUAGUGGAAUACCUAUGAUCCGCUCAGUGGACUCUUUAAGCCUUUGUGAAAGGAGUAACUUCACUGGAUUGGAACCGAUUGCCGUUUUCUUUAAAUCUGUUGUCUGUGUUUUUAUUGAUAGUUUCUUUUCCAAUGACGUCAGAAAGAAGAAAAGUUCCUCUACUUCCAUCUACCGGUUAUGUUGUCGAAAUACCUCCCCAUGAAUGGCGUCUAUGCGAAUCUUGCUAUGUUCACUAACGGUUUCUAAUAUUUUUACUGAUUUUGUUUCUUUUCGUCUUUGACAUUUUCAACGGACUCUGUGCAUUUACAUUAAUUUUAAGGAUCGUUACCCACAUCUCCAGGACGUGCACUCCUCAAAAUUAUUUUUCUUCGCUUUUCUUUCAUGAUAAGGAAAGAAAAAUCUAUAGACAUAUUUUUCAUCAUGUGAAAGUAUAGACUGUUAACAAACAUAAUCUAAAAUUUUCAUUACAGCUGGAUUUCGAAAAAAAAAUAUGUGUAUAUGUACUAUACAAGUAUCAUUCGUGUAUGGAUCCCCCGUCACACCUAAUAUUAAACGGUAUGCUUUACAAGCAGUUGUUGUGUAAGAAACCAGAAGACAUUAUUUUCAUUUCGAGUGUAUCUUUAUACAAAGCAACUCUAGCAAUGACUAACGAUAAUCUCUCUCAUAUUUCUGUUCACGUCAUCAACAUCUCCUGCUGACAUGAUUUUCUCUCCUCUAUUCGCCGAGAUCAUUCCGAUGUUAAUUUCUCACCUGGUCUCAUCCAUUUCAUACAUUCUACCUUCUCCCAACCCCCUACCCCUCAUGGCCAUUAACUACCCCUCCGCCCAUGCAUCACAACCACCCCUCCCCCCCAACCUCCCAUGCUUCACCUGUGAAGUCCCUCUGCAGCUCAUCCAUUAGACUUCUUUCAUGCAUAUAGCCCCCAUCUCAUGGUAUUCAUCUACUCAAAAUGGAUGCUGGUGUCAUGAGCAUCAUACCAGCCUCCCUCUCCCCCCUCUCAUCGUCAAAGAGGAAAGAAGUCGGUAUGGGUCAGUUUUAUACUCGAUAAUCAUCAGUUCUCAUCAUAUUCAUCGGCAUCAUCACGUUCACCUUUUGCCCAUCAUCAUAAGAAUCGUACAUCAAUCAUACAUUACCGCUUUUCAUUCAUCCUCGAAAUGUUAACGUUGUUAUGUCAUCUUAAGUAAUUCGCCGAUUUAUUUUCCACAUUUGAGAAUAUACAUUAUAUAUAUAUAUAUAUAUAUAUAUAUAUAUAUAUAUAUAUAUAUAUAUAUAUAUAUAUAUACACACACAUGCGCCCUCAUUUCUAUAACAUCUUUUAUAUUCGUUUAUAUCAAUCAUAACAUAUAUCACCUAACUUAUUCUCGUUUUUUCAUUUCUGUUCGAUCUCUUACAGUUUUUAAUAUGAAUCGAAGAGGGCAAAAAGUUAUUAUUAUUAUUAUUAUUAUUAUUAUCAUUAUUAUUAUUAUUAAUAUUAUUAUUGUUGUUGUUGUUGUUGUUGUUGUAGUUGUUGUUAGUGUUGAUGUUGUUACCGAGGGGCGCUUUCACCACUGGUUUAAUUUUCUCCAUUUUAUUUUCUUUCUCGAAAAAAAGGUAAUUUUAUCAUAUUAUGACAAUUUGUAAUAAUUACAUUCUUCUAUCGUUAUCGUAUAUAGUUCUAGUGCUUUUUCCUCCAUUUCUUUUUUUUUUUUUUUUUUUUUAGUUUUUACGGCGAGAUUGUUUGCUUGUUCUUUUAUUCUUAUGCUCGUAUUCUUAAAAUCAUAGUUUUCCUUUGGCUUCUGUUCUUAAAAGCAUAGUUUCCUCUAUGCAUUAAUACUUGAAAUCAUUGUUUCCUGUCAGCUUUUAUUCCUUUUAUUCAGUAAAUCAUACUUUCCUUUGUGCUUCUAUUCUUAAAACCAUAGCUUUCCUUGCUCUUUUAAUCUUAAAAUCAUUGAAGCAUUCAGUCAUAAAGUACCAUAGGAGGAGGGGAAACAAUUCUGUAGAUGAGAAAAGCAGCAUUUCCCUUCAAUUCCGUGCGAAUUCAUCGUCGUUUCAUAUGCUUUGCUUUUUCUUUAAAAAAAAACAAAGCGACUUGUUCACAAAUUCAUCAGAUCCCUACCACAAAAAAUCUCGGCUUAUUCUUUCAGUGUCCCAUCAGUUAAGAUACUACGUGACUUUUGUUGAUGAUUAACUAAAGAUCACCUGUUCUCUCUCUCUCUCUCUCUCUCUCUCUCUCUCUCUCUCUCUCUCUCUCUCUGGUUUCGGCACACCGUCAUCUUUGUAUUGAAUACAUCGCCAUAUUUUACAAUGGGCGCUCGUGAUUUGAUAAAUUUUCUAGUAGCAUUAGCAAUACGACGUUUUUCCGGUGAUCCUAAUAUGUGCAUGUGUACCGUUCUUAAAUGUCUGUUUAAAAUCAUGAUAAUUAAAAAAUAUAACUAUGGAAAGUAGAAGGGGGAAAAAUGAUAACAAAAUAAAAACUAGAAAUUCAUGGUUGGAUAGAUUUGUCCAUGAGCUUUAGUAAACGUUUACCAUUCAGAGUUGUAAGAAAAACAUAUGUAAAUGCUUUUGGAAACUGGAAAACGAUAGUAAGGUUGUAUUCCACCAUUUUGCAAAGAGUGCAACAAUACCAAAAGAGUAAUUUAGAUUAUGAACGUGGAGCGAUAGUGAGCACAUCUCUGUACCGUAGUUUUCUCUCUCUCUUUUUUUCUGUAAAUAAAGGUAUCUAUCAUAGUUAUCUGUAGUAGAAGAAUUCUAUACUAUUAGACGAGACAUGAAAUAGAUAUUUUCAUACAACGCGCUCACUCAAAGUCCUAACAAUAAAGAUAUUGAAAAUAAUAAUGAUAUUAUUGAUAAUAAUAGUAAUAACCCUAUUAAUUAUACCGAUAACGAAGAGAAUAAAUCAAUAGGUAAAUAAACAAUUAAUAAUGAUAAUAUUAAUAAUAAUAAUAAUAAUAAUAAUAAUAAUAAUAAUAAUAAUAAUAAUAAUAAUAAUAAUAAUAAUAAUAAUAAUAAUAAAUAUAAUAAUAAUAAUAAUAAUCUUUCAUGUUUUCGAUAGUACCAACGUUGGCUAUUUUUCGAUACUUGUGAUAAUUUUGGUGCUUGGAUAGCCACCGUAAACUUGUUGUCUUACAUAUGAGACCCAUUGUUAGUCCCACCAAUCAAAACAAAAACAAAAAAACAAAAAAGGAAAAAAAAAAGAAACUCUCUUUUGGUCAGUAUUUCACCGUGAGAUUUUUUGUGACCCUUUUUUCGAAAACCGACACAAAUUGAUGCUUCGACGACAUGCUAGGAGGUCAUCUAGUCACUCCAGUUCUUUUUUUCUUAGUUGGGACCUCUUUAUUGCCUACAUUUUAUCCCUCUCUCUCUC
Messenger RNA from Macrobrachium nipponense, 10687 nucleotides. RefSeq lists its product as uncharacterized. Gene Ontology annotation, biological process: gamma-aminobutyric acid signaling pathway; G protein-coupled receptor signaling pathway. Gene Ontology annotation, cellular component: G protein-coupled receptor heterodimeric complex; membrane. Gene Ontology annotation, molecular function: G protein-coupled GABA receptor activity. Lineage: Eukaryota; Metazoa; Arthropoda; Malacostraca; Decapoda; Palaemonidae. The record is from RefSeq and is a predicted model, not a curated record.